Molecule: messenger RNA, 1924 nt
Organism: Blastomyces dermatitidis ER-3
Lineage: Eukaryota; Fungi; Ascomycota; Eurotiomycetes; Onygenales; Ajellomycetaceae
Product: rRNA-processing protein EFG1
Exons: 2
Coding region: 216-1376 (386 amino acids)
Biological process (GO): maturation of SSU-rRNA from tricistronic rRNA transcript (SSU-rRNA, 5.8S rRNA, LSU-rRNA)
Cellular component (GO): preribosome, small subunit precursor; nucleolus
Source: RefSeq, a predicted model, not a curated record
AGCUUCAAGGUAAUUUGGAGAAAAUUGUUAAAGAAAGAGUGGUUGUUGAAGGUGAAGAAGUUUAUUGACUCUGUUCACUUCUUGACUAGAACUUAUUACGGCGGCGAUAAAUUAUAAGACCCAUUUACAAACGCAUGGAUUAGGUCAAUUUCCCCUCUUUGACUCUCCCAUCCGCACCCAUACAUCGGGUAAACUCAAGUGUUUCCAGUACCAUCAUGGCUUCAUUCACGAAGCAAGGAAAACGAAAGGAUAUAGAAGACGACUCAAUUUCCUUCGAGACCUCAAAGAGACAUAGGGGGAACAAUCUUGAUGCGCGAGAGGCUUCUCCAAGAGCUCGAGACGAGCAGGACGACCGCCGAAAAUACCACGAUCGAAGCGAGUUUGAUAGUAAAACUCGCAAGCAACCCAGCAACCCCCGAAUACAUGAUCCAAACCCAUACACCAAAGCACAGUCGCAGCGAGAUGAUCGCGCCUAUACUGCGGGACGCGCCGCAGUGAAACCAUUUCGUUCCCGUGAUGUAGACCUCCCCUCCGCAGGCGAACUUAAGAACAAAAUUCGCGACAUUAAGCGCCUCUUAAAGCGUGCCGAUCAUCUUCCGGCCGACGUCAAGAUAGAGAAGGAGAGGGCACUGGUGGGGUAUGAAAGGGAUUUGGAAAUUGUUGAAUCUCGAAAGAAUCGGGCGGCAAUGAUUAAGAGAUAUCAUUUUGUGAGGUUUUUGGAACGAAAAGCAGCAACCCGACGACUGAACAAACUCCUCAGACGGAAAAAGACACUCACAGAAUCAGACCCAACUCCAAAUAAAGAGGAACUAGAUUCCCUCGAGGAACAGAUAUACCUCACCCAAGUCGACCUCAACUACGCUAUAUACUCUCCCCUGACCGAGAAAUACAUAUCCUUGUACCCGAACCAGCGGCGCGAUAAACAGGCUCCCGAACUGGAGCCAGAGCCGGAGGACUCAGAUAUCAUCCGCAACAGUUCGGGCGAGAAGCCGCCGCUGUGGCACGCGGUCGAGCAGAGUAUGAAGGACGGCACGCUCGAGCUUCUGCGGGAUGGGAAGCUUGGGAUUGGCAUUUCUGGGCAGAAGAAGACGACGGCGAAUAGCGGGCCGUUAGCAGUGCUGUCGGGACGGAAGGAUGGGGAUGAGAGCGUUGAUGGAUUGUCGCUGGCUGUGGAGGCGGGUGGCAAGAAGCAUGGGAAGAAGAAGAGGGAAAAGGAGAACGAGAACGAGAAGCGGGGUGAUGUGAAGAAGGGGAAGUUGGGAAGUUCAGGAUCGAGAAUGGAGGAUGUGGAUAUGAAUGGCCGGAAGAAUAAUAAUGAUGAUGUUAAUCAUGAUGAUGAUGACGAUGACAGCGACGGCGGAUUCUUCGAGGAAUAGCAUGUUAUUCAUAAAGAACUAUACGCAGGACCUAAAAAAAUAAAAAUAAAAAUCCCUAAACGGUUCUCCUGCGCCAUGUCAAACGCUCCCUCAUCUCAAUUUUAGGCCGUUGCCUUGAUCCAUUAUCUAUAUUCAGCGUAUGAAAAUCAAACUUCCCAUGGCGGAAUCAUUCUAUAUAGGUACCUCCACGACCACUGAGGUGUAUCCCGCUUUUAGUUUUAUAGAGGACCUAAUCAAUUCCUCCGUUCGUGGAUCAUACAGCACAUAUCAUAUACCCCAUAUUUCUUAAGGUAGUGUGUCCCAUAGCUAGAUUAGUGUAAUGGUACUUUCCGUACAAGGGGUCAGGAGAGUGGUUGGAUCAAGUACGUAGGUAUGUAACGUACGUUAUAAGACCAAGAGACGGAGAAAUAGGAAAGAAAAAAGCUUUCGUUUCAAAGAAGAGAGAAAGCUAACUUACCAGUUUAAAACAAAGACUAACAAGAUGAAGGGGACAUACACAAUAUCAGAAAGGAAAUGGAAAUUGAAGAAUAGAUCUUUCAAACAAACAA